GCUUUGUGGGUAGCGGCCAUCAUGAAAGAGUCUGGAAACAGAGCGAGGAUAGGGGAGAGAAUUUGGAAAGUUAAGCGGAGAGGAGAUUUCCGUCGGUAAACGUUCGUGGAGCGAGGCUUGUCACAGGCAACAGUUAAAGCUUUCGCAGCAGCUGAAUUCGAAGGAUUUGUCGAGUGGCGGAAACCGGUAAACUGUGUCAAGGAACUGCGCUGCUAAUACGCAUACAGGCCCGAGCUGCCACAAAGGGACUUUUUAAAAUAUAUAUAUAUAUAUCUAAGGGCUAGCACUGCGCUUUGUUCGGGCUGUUUGAGACACAAUCAUUCAGUGUGCUGAUCCAAAUUCUGCAACGUAAUGGAGGAGAAUUUGCACUGGAUCAAAAUGAUUUAGCAAAACAGUCCCACUGAAGAAUGAAUAUUGAAGAUAAACUCGAUCGAAUUUUUCUUAAAUGCAGCAGUAUAAAUGAAAUGCAGUCUUCCAGACCGCAAGUUGUGGUGGGCAGCAUUUCCAAUCAGCCUUCUGUACAUAUAGGAGCACAAGAAACGGUAUUAGAAGAGAGGGAGAUCUCUCAUGAAGAAAUUCUCCACCAAGAAACUGUUUUACAGGAAAGCGCCCUCCCACAGGAGGAACUUAUUUCACAUGAUGAGCUAAUGAUCCACGAAGAGACCGUUAAAAAUGAUGAUGAUGAACAAGAUGGCCAUGAACGACUCCCUCAGGAGUUAACAUAUGAGUUAAAUGUAAACGUAAAGCAGGAAAUCCAGUAUGCUGACGAAGGUGGACAACUGAAGAAGGAGAAAGGGCAACAAAAAGAACCUAUAGAUUUGCAAAAGAAAAAGAAAAGGAAACAACGAUCUCCAUCAAAGAUUCUAACAAUAAAUGAAGAUGGAUCGUUGGGAUUGAAAUGCCUGAAAUCUCAUAUCUGUGAGCACUGUAAUGCUGCUUUCCGUACCAACUACCAUUUACAAAGACAUGUUUUCAUUCACACAGGUGAAAAACCGUAUCAGUGCAGUCAAUGUAGCAUGCGUUUUAUUCAGAAGUAUUUGCUGCAGAGACAUGAAAAGAUUCAUACUGGUGAAAAACCCUUUCAAUGUGAUGAAUGUGACAUGAGAUUUAUACAGAAAUAUCAUAUGGAGAGGCAUAAACGGACUCACAGUGGAGAGAAACCAUAUCAGUGUGAAUACUGUCACCAGUAUUUCUCUAGAACUGAUCGCGUAUUAAAGCAUAAACGGAUGUGCCAUGAAAACAGAGACAAAAAACUAAAGUGUGCUUUGAAGAUGAGUGAUAUGGGUGGAAAUGAGGAUGAUCAAAGCAUUGCUCUGCUACAUAAAGAUAAUCCAAUACCACGGAAAAAGAAGCAAAAAGCAGGGGAGAAAUCAAGAUCCACUGGCCCCCUCUCUGAAAAAGAGUGCCCCUUGGAAAAGCUUGACCAGAAAAAAGAUGAGAAUGACAGUGAUUAUCCAUCGCUUUAUAGUAUUGCCUCAAAAGUGAAGGAUGAAUAUAUGGUAACUGAAUACUCUGUUGAAAUACCACAUUCAUCCAGUAGUGGCAACCCUUUGGAAAGUACAUCCAGGGACAUCCAUCCACCUAAGCUGGUCAUCAAGAAGGUGAGCAGUAAGAGGAGCCAGAAAGUCCAGCUGGAACCGAGCCAGGCAAUGCCGGCUUUAUCAACUUAUGAAGAAAAUAAAGUUACUAAAUAUACUUACGAACUGAUUGGUAAACAAGGACUGCUGGAUUCCGAAGGAAGCCAUGAUAUGGACCAGGUAGAUUCCUUACAGGAAGUUCCCAGCAAACCUAUGCAUAGCAGCAACAACUAUGAUGAUGCAAUGCAGUUUCUGAAGAAGAAACGAUAUCUGCAAGCAGCAAGUAAUAACAGCAGAGAGUAUGCCAUGAAUGUAGGCCAGAUAGCAUCUCAGCCAUCUGUGACCCAAGCCGCUGUAGCCAGUGUCAUCGAUGAAGGCGCCGCAGCGUCGAUGUUGGAUUCUCAGUCACUGAGUGUUGAAAUAAAGAACAGUCAUGAUAAAAGUGGGAUUCCUGAUGAGGUACUGCAGACUCUGCUGGAGCAUUAUUCUCAUAAGGCAAAUGGACAACAUGAAAUGCCUUUUAGUGUUGCUGAUACAGAAGUGGCCUCGAGUAUGUCGAUUAACACUUCAGAUGUAGCUGAGGUUGCACAAACCGAGAGAGUUGGUGCAAGUUCUCAGUCAGCCUCUUCGGACAAAGCCAGUAUGCUUCAUGAAUAUUCAAAAUUUCUUCAGCAAGCUUUGGAAAGAACAAGCCAGAAUGAUGCAUAUUUGCCCAGUCAGAGCCUUGCUUUUGCAACUGAAACUCCAAACCUCACCAGUCAGCCGUUGUUUUCCUCCAUGGCCUCAAUGACUAUGCAGCGUGGCUUUAGAUCGAGCAUGAAUUCACCACUGCGACCUUCUUCUGAGAAGUCCCAUUAUGGCUUAAUGGUCGGUGAGUCGCAGCACACCUUCUCUUUUUCAAAUGAAGAGGCAAACCAUAAUUCUGUCUCUGCACAAGAGUUCUUGGAUCAGAUGACUUCUCAGAAGAAGGUAGAAGCUCAGCCGGUUCACCAGGCUUACCAAAUAGGCACAUUUGAACAGACAUUCAGAUCUCAGUACCAGAAUGCAAGGUCUGGUAUAACUCCCCCGUAUAGUGCCUCCAAUGGACAAGUGAACCUGAGGGUGCGUGGGACUAGUGCAGAGUUUUCAGAGUUUCCAUUAGUCAGUGUACAGGAGGGAAGAGCUCAAAUGACUUCUUCACCAGAUGCCACAGCUAGUCAGGCCUUUGGAUAGCAAGAAAAUCUGAUCUUUGUUUUUAGUAUUAAAAAAAACAUGGGCUAGCACUUCAGAUUGACAAUUCUUGUGUUAUGUGCUGCUCUGUAUAGGAUGGCGUGCAGUAUAAACAGUAGCUAAUGCAGUUUUUGUUCAUAUAGAAGCCUUGAAAAAGGCCCAUUGAAUACCAAAACCCAUUUGUGCUGUGGUGCAGCAUUGUUAGAAAAGUUCCCUUUGCAUUUUCCAGCCAUGCACAGCAUGUCACAGGUUAUUGUUUUGUAGCAGGGCUUAACUGUUGUUUAACACUGAUGCUGCUGUUAUGCCUCACCUUGUAACAUGCCCCAAAAUAUUUUGGCACUUUUUAAAAGGAGAAAAUUAAUUAGUCACUUCUACACUUAGGGUAAAACCAAACUAAUAACUUAGUUUCUUUGGAUUUUUUUUGAAAUUAUGCACUUUUCUAAUCAGAUUUACUAAGAUUGUAAACAAAGCUAACAUUUUUUUCAUGUUUAUAUGUAGGUGAAUGCUUAAAAGGAAUUGGGACAUAAAUUUUAUCUAACAUACAUUUUUUCACAUUAGGAAGCCCAUAAAUUUGAGUGGGAGAAGAAUGAUAAACAACAAUUAUCUGUUGAACAUUCUAUUUAUACCAUGAGUUUAAAAUAUUAAAUUUUAUUUAUUUUAUAAAUGAAUGUGGGAAUUUAGUUCUUAAAGCCACAUAAAGCACAGAAGGUGCUUUAGUACUUCCCUAGGUGUGAGAUGCAGCUUUUGGUUCUCCAAGAUAUUGGAAUGCCUAUUAAAAUAUAGUUUAUGUCCCUAUUUUUAUAUGUUUUAGUAUAUAACACCUUGUGUUUCCUUGCCGAAAAUUUACCUGUUAAUUUAUAUUACAAUACCUACCCAUUUAUUAUAUAAUACCUUGUCUGCAUAACAAUAUUUUUCAAAAGUAUAUUAUACAGCAAGUACAUCACACAAGUGCAUCAUCCCACAAAUAGUUUUGUUGCCCUUUCUGUAAAUGUGAUUUUGUACAAUGUAGUGUACUGUGAUUCUAUAGCUUAAGAACACUUCUACUUUUGAAUCAGUUGAUUAAAAAUCUUUCUUCCGUAUAAUUACUAAACUGUUGUCUCAAUUGGAGAUAUAGUUGUCACCUUUUUUAUUUUCAGGCAGUAAUCAUUCCUUGUAAGCAAAAUUAUUUUAAGGCUUUGGCUUAGCAUUGUUCAGAAUUGUAGUGACCUCCAAAUGCAGUUACUUAAAGGAUUGAACUCUCUCAAAUUUACAAAGAAAUAAAUUGAUAUAUAGUUUAGUGGAAAGGUUGUUUGAAAUGAGAUGGACAACACUGGUUAAAACCCUUUUGAGAUUUGUAUGAUUUUUGGCUAUCUGGCUGAUCAGUGCAAACUUCAUUCUGUAAUGUGCUUAAGCCGAAGAUUUAAUCUUUGUAUUUUUAUAUUUAUGUCAUCUUUGUAGCAUUCAUAACAUUCUAAUAUUUACUGGUGAGAGUUUAAGUAGGAGUGCAGUGUUAAAAUAAGUUGGGAAUGAUGACCAGAGAAACUCUUAAAUAUGCUUCUAACUUUUUUUUGUAAUUUACCAAACUUGACCUAUGUAACUAACUGCACUUAAAAUUAACUUUUUAAAGUGGCAUCAUGGACAUAAAAAAUGCAAAUUCCUUAUGCCCUUGUGCAGUUUAAUUGAGGCUAAGCCAUUGUGUAGAUGUAAUAUUAUGAGCCAGUUAUAUGUAGUGGUACAUUUCAGGAAAAAAACGUAUCUUUGUUUCAGCUGUCCCCUCUCGUCACCUUAAUUCCAAACACUGAUUUUGAAAUCUAUUUGGGGAGCUGCCAUACAAGUAUUAACAUCCCAUCUUUAACCAUGACCUCCAUGAGUAGACAAUGCUUCCUUCUAUUAAUGGCAACAGAAGCAACGUACUCAUACUCGUGAGGCCGUAAGUUAAAAAUGAAAUAUAAAAUUCAGAAGUCCUUAGUCCCAAGUAGACUGUGAUGUGCUCAUCUUGGGGAUUCUUCUGUUUUCUGUCAGACACACUUAAGUCUUUAUGGACCCCAGUUUAAAACCUUGGGUAUAAAAGUUGGUUAUAAAUGUAUUUAUUUUUACUGGAUGUAGAACACUGGACCAAAUAACAAGAUGUCUUGCAGAUGUGACUACUUUGAUAAUUGGGAGUACAUUCAGCAGCCAUCAGUUUAAAGUUUAGAAACAAAUUAAGUGAUCAAUACUUUGCUUUUUCAACUUUUUAAGAUGGGCCACUCAGUAGAAAUGAGGCAGCUGUAAUUUGUUUUCGCAUGGCUACUAUUCAGAGCUCAUUGAAGCGCUGCCUAUAUGCAGCAUAUUGCUCAUGACCUUCCACUUUGCACUGAAAUGAGCAGUAAUGCUUUAAGUCAAUUCUGUACAUCUUUAGAUUCAUGCCGGCCAUAAUAAUUAACUGAGAAAACAUUUCAUGUUGUUUUUGCCCCUUUUAAAGAAGGAUCUAGAGUCGCAAUGUCUGUUGGGCUCAACGGUAUUUAGUUGAGUUCAUAAAUGAAGCUGCAUUGCUAUUUUUACUUUCCCAUCUCUGGGGAUAUUUAAACAAAAAACCUGAUAAGGUGUGCAAUGUACAUUAAAAUGUGCACUUUUUAAAAUACUUUCCUUAGAAGGUGUGAGAUGUACAUGAAAACUAUUAUCAAACUGUAAUUCAAAAUGUGUGUUUUAUAGUGCUAAGAGGCUCUUUUGUGCUAUUAAAUUCAUUUAAAUAUCUUACAUAAACACAGGUAACAUUUGAUUAUGGCCAAUGUGUAAAUGAUGAUUCUUUACAGUUGGUGGCAAUCUGUACUUGUAAUGGCUUGGGUUCUUUUUAAAUGUAUUGUAUCUUUAGUGAUUACAAAUAUGGUUUCAUUCAGUUUUCACCUUUAUGGCUCGUUUAAUUGAAACAAAUGCAUUCCAAGAAUGUAAAGUUGUAUUUAAUGCUCUGGAAUUUUUGCAUGUGCACAUUGUUUGUUUUCAUUUCGUCACCCAAUAUUUUAGCAUGAGAUGUUAACCUUUUAGAUGAUGUGUCAUAGAAAGGGUUGGGGGGGGGAGCCCUAAAGUUCGUAUUCAACAGCAAAAAUUAAUUGAAAUGUAAUGUGCUUGAGAAAGUUUUCUUCUCCCUAUAUAAUUGCAGAAGCUUUUUUUUCUUUUGGGAGAAAGGGGAUGGCAUCUUACAUUUUGGAAAAAGUUUAUGUUGAGGAUUUCUGAUGUAAGGAGAACUUGACAUACAAUUCAGUUUCAUAGCUUUAUGUAAAUAAAUGCUUCAACAAAAUAAUCUACGCUGACUUCCAGACAAUGUUGGCAGUGAGGGAUUGAAACUGCAUAUCUAUACAGAGCAGCAAAAUGGAUUAUAUACUAACGUAGGUAAAACUGCAUCACAUUUACAAAGGAGUUGCAUAGAUUUUAUGUUAUUUGCUAGCCUUUUAUACACUGAUGGACUUGCCAAGUGAUACUUUAUUCUAGUUUCUUUUAGUACACUGGUCAAUUUUGUACGUAAGCUUGCUUUUCUAUUAAUGUAGAGGCACUAACUAGAGAGAUCAAUUUUGUAGUAUAUUGUAAAAGCUAAAUUUGUUACAAAUUCUGUUGGCCACAGUUUAUGUAUGAAAACAAUUAUGCUUCCUUUGUUCAGUUCACUACUUUACAAUCAAGUUGUGCUGGAGAACUGUGUGCUUGUUAAAAGUCAAUAAAUCUCUCUUUUGUUCACCCCACAUAAACUUAUCACUUCAGUAUCUUUUACAUUAAGGGUUUUGGGGGAAUAGAUUUAUCAGUAGUAGAUAUAGAUACAAUAUUUUGCAACAUGUCAUCAAAUACUGUGUAGAUAUGUAAUAAAGUAAGUUCCUACAAAAUGCUUUAAACUGUUAUUAAAAGAUAUACAGUACUUUGUAAGCAGUGUAUUAGAGAAAUUGGAAGUAUCACAUUUUCAUCUUUAAGGAGUCUUUAAUACAUAGAUAUAAAUAAAUGUUCAGAAAUCAGUUGUUAAUUUAUAAACAAUGAUGCUGCAUAACAACAUUUGAAUUCGGGAAGUGCUGUCAUAUCUUGAAGGAUUCUGCGUGGAAGAAAAAUUUAGUGUAUAACAUUUGUGUAUAAAAUAUGCGGUGUUAUUUUCAUACAUCUUCACAUCUGUGACAUUUUUAUCACAGUGAAGAUCUGAAUGACGUUUGUUUUAGUUUCAAAAUAAAAAAAUUAAAAGUGA
Molecule: messenger RNA, 6960 nt
Organism: Hypanus sabinus (Atlantic stingray)
Lineage: Eukaryota; Metazoa; Chordata; Chondrichthyes; Myliobatiformes; Dasyatidae
Gene: znf148
Product: zinc finger protein 148
Exons: 8
Coding region: 408-2789 (793 amino acids)
Biological process (GO): regulation of transcription by RNA polymerase II
Molecular function (GO): RNA polymerase II cis-regulatory region sequence-specific DNA binding; DNA-binding transcription factor activity, RNA polymerase II-specific
Source: RefSeq, a predicted model, not a curated record